Molecule: messenger RNA, 968 nt
Organism: Hippocampus comes (tiger tail seahorse)
Lineage: Eukaryota; Metazoa; Chordata; Actinopteri; Syngnathiformes; Syngnathidae
Product: lipopolysaccharide-induced tumor necrosis factor-alpha factor homolog
Exons: 6
Coding region: 168-758 (196 amino acids)
Source: RefSeq, a predicted model, not a curated record
CAAUACGCGCACAAAGGGUUUGCUGUCGCUAAAUCAAAUGUUUCACAUUCCUGUCAAAAAACGAGUCCGGCAGGUUGCGAUGUCACGUCACGGUCAGUCGUGAUGUUCUUCCAUUCACAUGCUUCCUUCUUUUGUCCAAGCUUCCCGCUUGAGCGAACGAUCUGCUGAUGGAACCGCCUUCGUAUGAAGAGGCGACAGCCCACCAGCAGCCUCCGCCGUCCUAUGAAGAGACAACAACUCUCCAGCCGAGUCCAACUUCAAUCUUGAGCGCACCCACCGAGACGCCCACCUUCACACCGCAAGUCACCUGCGAUCGACCAGGAACUGUCCAGCCAGAUCCGUUUCCCAUCUUGACGACGCCCACCGCCACGACCACCCAGACAUCACGAGUCUACGUCCGUCAGACGCCGCAAGUCUUUGUCCGUCAACCAUCAGUGGUCAGCACGGUCCAUCAGCAGAGACAGCCGACACGCACGGCGCCCGCAGCGCAAGCGGUGGCGACGCAGCCGCAGACGCAGCGGACCAUUCCCGUCAGUGACCCGCCGAACCCUGCCGGUUAUGUUCGAUGUUCAAAAUGUCAGCGGGAAGUCAAGCCUAGAAAAGUCCUGAUCCCGUCGUCAACUGCCUUCCUCACCUGUUCCCUUCUCAUCAUCUCAUGCGCCUUUUGCGGCUUCUGCCUGAUUCCGUUUUGCAUGCCUGAGUGCUGGGACGAGCACUACUUCUGUCCUCGUUGUCGGAAACAUCUUCUACGCAUCUAGGAAGUGCAGUGAGCAAUAGCCGAUGGCUCAUGGGUGGGCUAAUGACUGGUAUCAACCGCUGUGCGGACCUUUUUGCAGUUUGUCAAACCUCUGAUCAACCACUGAGGAACAAAUCAAGUGUCAUGAUUUCUAAUUGUGUCAAGUUUCGGUUUGUGACCAACAGGUGGCACUGUUGGGCUCUCCCUGCAGCUGCACACCUGUUGGUCGGUA